Trichoderma aggressivum f. europaeum is the source of this 543-nucleotide messenger RNA. RefSeq lists its product as uncharacterized. The transcript is spliced from 3 exons. NCBI's taxonomy places the organism in Eukaryota, Fungi, Ascomycota, Sordariomycetes, Hypocreales, Hypocreaceae. The coding region runs from base 1 to 543 and encodes 180 amino acids. The record is from RefSeq and is a predicted model, not a curated record.
AUGACCAUUUUUGCUUUAUCCGAUAAUUUGAGGAUCUGGUCAUUGGGUGAUUGUUAUUUCAACGGGCAGAGACGAGUGCAUCAUCAUGAAGACGGCUGUGCUGCUUGGCUGGCUCUAUCCGCGGGGUGUAGCCAUGAGAAGCACGACGAGAGGGAAUGGACCAAGGAGGAGCUGGCCGAGCUGGAGGCAAAAUGGGGAUUUGAUGGGAGAAUGGUCGUUUACUGGGUUUGGAUCGUUUGCGCACCUGGACCAUGUCAAGUGCCUAACGAAUCCCGCCGAGAGAUUCGGCAUUGCCGUUGUCGGGGCGCCGUUCGACACGGCCGUGAGCUACCGUCCAGGCGCGCGUUUCGGGCCCAGAGCUAUCCGCCAGGCUUCAUCCCGCGCGCCAACAUCAAUCCGUACCGGAACUGGGCCAAGGUUGUGGACUGCGGCGAUAUUCCCAUCACGCCGUUUGACAAUGACAUUGCGAGGGAGCAGAUGACGCAGGCGUUUAAGGAGGCUGGGCGGGAGGGGGACUGUGUCGGCGCUGAGUUCGAAGCCUAA